Molecule: messenger RNA, 771 nt
Organism: Rhododendron vialii
Lineage: Eukaryota; Viridiplantae; Streptophyta; Magnoliopsida; Ericales; Ericaceae
Exons: 2
Coding region: 1-771 (256 amino acids)
Source: RefSeq, a predicted model, not a curated record
AUGAUUAUGUAUUAUUCAGCAAUUGAUGGCUGGAAAACUACUGGCACUGGCAAAGAGAAAGAGACUGGUAAUGUCAGUGGCAAUGGAAGUGGCGGUGUGGCUAUUCCAAUUCAUGCUCCUAUUCCUGGGAUUCCCUCCGUUCCAAUGUCUCACGUGGAGAGACCGGGCAAAUUUGUUGGGGUCGAUUUCAAAAGGUGGCAACAGAAGAUGUUAUUCUAUCUCACCACCUUGAACUUGGCAAAGUGGCUUGUCGAGGAAGCACCCGUUAUUGCUGAGGACGAUCCUGACACUCAGAAGCGGAUUGAUGUGGCUAGGUGGAAAGAGCAUGACUACAUGUGCAAGAAUUACAUCUUGAAUGCUCUAGAUGAUUCGCUGUAUUCUGUGUAUGGCGAGGCUCCGUCGGCCAAGGAGUUAUGGGAAUCCUUAGACAGGAAAUACAAGAUCGAGGGUGCUGGGUCCAAAAAGUUUGUUGUGGGCCGGUUCCUUGAUUAUAUGAUGGUGGACUCCAAGUUUGUGGCAGUCCAAGUCCAAGUCCAAGAGCUGCAGCUCCUGCUCAAUGAGAUUAGGACUGAAGGGAUGAUUCUGAGUGAAGCAUUCCAGGUGGCCGCGGUCAUCCAUAAGCUACCUCCAGCAUGGAAAGAGUUCAAGAGCUAUCUCAUGUUCAAGAAUAAGGACCCUUGGAGAAUCUUUUCAUCAAGCUCCGUAUUGAAGAGGAGAAUCGAGGUAUGGAUAGGAGUGCAAAGGCCUCCUACAUGGCCAAGGCAAACAUGA